Molecule: messenger RNA, 2175 nt
Organism: Balaenoptera musculus (blue whale)
Lineage: Eukaryota; Metazoa; Chordata; Mammalia; Artiodactyla; Balaenopteridae
Product: cytochrome P450 2E1
Exons: 9
Coding region: 38-1648 (536 amino acids)
Biological process (GO): xenobiotic metabolic process
Cellular component (GO): cytoplasm; intracellular membrane-bounded organelle
Molecular function (GO): heme binding; iron ion binding; oxidoreductase activity, acting on paired donors, with incorporation or reduction of molecular oxygen, reduced flavin or flavoprotein as one donor, and incorporation of one atom of oxygen
Source: RefSeq, a predicted model, not a curated record
GAGUGUCCGCACGAGGCGGCAGAUUCCCGGAGGCACCAUGGCCGCCCUGGGCAUCAUGGUCGCCCUGCUGGUGUGGACGGCCACCUUGCUGCUCAUCUCCAUCUGGACACACAUCUACAGCAACAGGCGACUGCCCCCUGGCCCUUUCCCACUGCCCUUCGUUGGGAACAUUUUCCAGUUGGAAAUUAAGAAUAUUCCCAAAUCCUUCACCAGGCUGGCAGAGCGUUUCGGCCCGGUGUUCACCCUGUACCUGGGCUCACGGCGCUUCGUGGUCCUGCACGGCUACAAGGCCGUGAAGGAGGUCCUGCUCGACUACAGGAAUGAGUUUUCUGGCAGAGGAGAAACCCCCGCGUUCCAGGUGCACCAGGACAAAGGGAUUAUUUUCAAUAAUGGACCGACCUGGCAGGACACCCGGCGGUUCUCCCUGACCACCCUCCGUGACUUCGGGAUGGGGAAACAGGGCAAUGAGCAGCGGAUCCAGAGCGAGGCCCAGCUCCUGCUGGGGGCGCUCCGGAAGACCCAUGGCCAGCCCUUCGACCCCACCUUUGUCAUCGGCUUCGCGCCCUACAACGUCAUCUCCGACAUCCUCUUCCACAAGCGCGCCGACUACAAUGACAAGACGGCUCUGAGGAUGCUGAGUUUGUUCAACGAGAACUUCUACCUGCUCAGUAGCCCCUGGAUCCAGCUUUAUAAUAAUUUCCCAGGCUACAUACGUUACCUGCCUGGAAGCCAUAGAAAACUAAUCAAAAAUGUGUCUGAAAUAAAAGAGUAUGCUCUAGAAGGAGUGAAGGACCGCCAGAAGUCGCUGGAGCCCAGCUGCCCCCGAGACUUCACCGACACCAUGCUGAUGGAAAUGGAGAAGGAAAAACACAGUACAGACCCUGUGUACACCUUGGACAACAUUGCUGUGACCGUGGCCGACCUGCUCUUUGCGGGGACAGAGACCACCAACACCACCCUGAGAUACGGGCUCCUGAUUCUCAUGAAACACCCGGAGGUUGAAGAGAAACUUCAUGAAGAAAUUGACAGGGUGAUUGGGCCAAGCCGAAUCCCUGCCGUCAAGGACAGGCUGGAUAUGCCCUACCUGGACGCCGUGGUGCAUGAGAUUCAGCGAUUCAUCGACAUCAUUCCCUCCAACCUGUCCCACAAAGCAACCCGGGACACAGUGUUCAGAGGAUACGUCAUCCCCAAGGUGAACAACUUCCCCGGUUGGGAACAUACCAUCUUGUCUAACGUAAAAUUCAACUGCUGGCUCCCAGGUGAAAGCCUGUGUUGUGUUAACUUGACUGACCAAGGCAGCCUCUGUUCCUUCCAGGGCACAGUCAUAAUUCCGACACUGGACUCCCUCUUGUAUGACAGCCAAGAAUUCCCUGAACCAGAGAAGUUUAAGCCAGAGCACUUUCUGAAUGAAAAUGGAAAGUUCAAGUACAGUGACCAUUUCAAGCCAUUUUCUGCAGGAAAGCGGGUGUGUGUUGGAGAAGGCCUGGCUCGCAUGGAACUGUUCCUGUUUUUGGCCUCCAUCCUGCAGCACUUUAACUUGAAGUCGCUGGUAGACCCCAAGGAUAUCGACCUCAGCCCCAUCGCAAUUGGGUUUGCCAAGGUCCCCCCCCAUUACAAACUCUGUGUCAUUCCCCGCUCACAAGUGUGAGGCACACGUUCUCUGAAGACCGCGGGUCCCUUGAUGCUGGCCUGGAGGCCUCCUGCUCCCCUGCGCCCCCUCAGCAAGGCUAGCCAGGGCUCCACAGGGAACCAAUUGGGCCAGAGAGGCUGCUUUCCAGGCCAAGCACAUUCUUCAGAUAGAAUUUGAAACAAAGUCCAUAAAAGAUUGUGUCAAACUAAUUAAAGUAAUUAAAGCAAACUAUGACUUAGCUUGUGUUGGAGUUCCUAGAAACCAGGAUGAGUGAGAACAUACCAGUGUAGGUUACACUAAGCUCUUCUACAAAAGUAGACCUACCCAGCCACCAGUCAGCAUCUCUUGUAAAGGAUUCACAGGAAGGAGUACAGACACUAUUUUGCUGUUUGGAAAAAAUAAAAAUAAUAUACCUCCGGAGGAUUUGUUAGCCAUAUCCUAAAUGUAUCCCCUGACAUCUUUCCCUAGGAUGUGAAGUUAUUCCUUUGGGCUCACUAAUAGCAUUAUCCUGUGCUAUAUUUUAAGAUUAAAAUAUGUUUGAAAAG